Eufriesea mexicana is the source of this 1505-nucleotide messenger RNA. RefSeq names its product venom serine protease 34. Gene Ontology annotation, molecular function: serine-type endopeptidase activity. Bases 79 to 1302 code for a protein of 407 amino acids. The record is from RefSeq and is a predicted model, not a curated record. NCBI's taxonomy places the organism in Eukaryota, Metazoa, Arthropoda, Insecta, Hymenoptera, Apidae. The transcript has 8 exons. Gene Ontology annotation, biological process: proteolysis.
CAACGCGGGUAGAUGGUUGCAGUUGUGCUCGCGAAAUUUCCGUUUCUGUCACGUAGCUGAUCCAUAAUCGAGAGUAUCAUGGUUUCCGUAAAUAAUGACUCCGUGCUGUACGGUGUUAUAACGAAAGCGGCAUUGCUGUCAUUUUUGGUGCUUUUAAGUUUGGCCCAGUCGAACGAGACCCGGUUUCAGCAGAACUGUGAUUAUUACCAAGAACUAGCUCCCGACACGACGUAUUUUAUUUACAACCCCGAGUACCCAAAUAGGUAUCGGGGGUUUCGAUCGUGCAAGUGGACCAUCGAAACUAACUAUCGAGUUAACUUGACCUGCAACCCGUUUCACAUACCAUGGAGUCAGAAUUGUACACAAGACCGAUUAUCCGUGCAAGUCAAUUCUAGAACCACGCAUCAAUACUGCGGGGAUGGAGUGUUCAACGUGUUAUCGGAAUCAAACAAGAUGGUCGUAACGCUCAAGUCACCAUUUUGGUCGAAGGGUGGUGAAUUCAUCUGCGCGGCGCAGGCAGUAAACAGUCGUCAGGAAUCCGAAAACUGUGAAUGCGGAAGGAAGAAUCCCACUAGGAUCGUCGGCGGAGUCGAUGCCGGAGUGAACGAAUUCCCUAUGAUGGCUGGAAUCGUAGACGUGGUACUGCGAAGGGUGUUCUGCGGAAGUACCCUAAUAGCGAAGAAAUACGUAGUGACAGCGGCACAUUGCCUAUUGAACAAAGAAGUUUCGAUUUUGGGUAUUUUACUUGGCGAACACGACGUGAGCACAGGGAUGGAGACGAAUGCCACGGCGUUGUAUCGCGUAGUGCAAGCCAUUAGUCAUCCUAAUUACAUACAAGGAACGCCUGGAAACGACAUCGCUCUGUUGAAAUCGGAGACGGAUAUGAUAUACAGCAACGAGGUUGGGCCUGCUUGCCUACCUUUUCAACACGCAGCCGACUCUUUCGGCGGCAGCGAAGUUCAGAUACUGGGUUGGGGAUCGACCGACUUUGGUAGUCCAACCUCCGACGUUUUGCAAAAAGUCACUCUGUAUGUGCUGACGAACCUCCAAUGUUCCAAGCGUAUCGCGAAUAUAUCGCCGCAAGAAAUUUGUACAUACGGCGAAGGGAAAGACGCGUGUCAGAUGGACAGCGGCGGACCGGUUCUAUGGGAAAAUCCUAUGACCAAGAGACUAACGCUGAUAGGGAUCGUAUCCAGAGGGAUAGGUUGCGCGGUAGACAGCGGUAUAAACACCAAAGUUGGUUCUUACAUAGAUUGGAUUACGAGUGUAACCUUAGACGAGACAUAUUGCAUCGUCGAAUGAAACAGCGCAGCUCAUCGAUUCGACUGGAUUCGACUCGAUUCGACACAAUACAGAUAGCGGGGCUCAUCGCAUCGUUAAUUUCGCUGAUAACGCAUCUUACGCUCUUAUCGAGCAAAUUCCCUGAUUUUAUAGGUUUAAAACCUUUCCAAGGAUAGGAUAAAAAUAUCGGCGGAAUAAUCGUCGCAUGGAUAUUUCCCGAUUAA